Lingula anatina is the source of this 1318-nucleotide messenger RNA. RefSeq lists its product as uncharacterized. The record is from RefSeq and is a predicted model, not a curated record. NCBI's taxonomy places the organism in Eukaryota, Metazoa, Brachiopoda, Lingulata, Lingulida, Lingulidae.
GCGACGUCUAACGUCGUGCAAGGAUGUUAAAGGUGAAGGUUGUUCAAGCUUUUUACAGCAUUUCUUACAAACAAAAGAGUAAUGCCUGGCAGAGGUGGACGCGGAGGUAUAAAAUACGUACAGCAAGAGGAGCCAGCGUUUCUGAAAAGAUUCAAGGAGAGGAUAGGCUAUAAAGAAGGCCCAGAUGUAAAUACAAAGAGACAGGCGCAGCAGGGUUUGGAUGAUGAUGAUGAUGAUGGUGUUGAAAAGGAAGAGGAAAAGCCAGUGGUAGUGGUCUUGAAAAAGGGUGAUCUCACAGCAGAAGAGGCAGAAAAAUAUGCAAAGGACCCAAAUUCAGUCACUGAUGAUGAACCACCCCCACCUGAUGGGAAAAUUCUCUUUAGGAAACCUACAAAAAGGUCAAAUGACUCUGUAGGCAGUGAUCAGAAUGCAGUUACUUCUAAAAAGUCAAAAGAUAAGGACAGCAAGGAAGAAAUGUCUAAGGACAAAAAACAUAAACACAAACACAAAUCAAAGACUAAAGCAAAAAAUACAAGUUUACUUUCUUUUGGAGAAGAAGAGGAAGAAGAUACUUGAGAUGCCUGUAUUGCCGUUGGUGAAUUUCCCAAUUUGAUAUAUGGAACUUUUCAUACAGUGUGAUUGGAUCAAAUAUGGAUUGACUCAAAAAAGAGGAAGAUGGUAGUUUCCAAUCAACCUUUGAUCAAGUUACUUUAAAAAAUGGUUGUUAAAACACUAUAAACGGUCUAGACCAGACCCAAAACGUGUAUAUUGCUGUAUCAUUAACUUUUACCUUCAAGGCUAAAAUAUAAAUAAAAUUUUCUUUCAAAAUCCACUUUAUUUCCAGUUUGUGCAAGUACAUUUGUGAUAAAUAUGACAAAAAAGUGCCUCAACAAAGCAAAAUGGAUAAAUAUUUCUUCUGUAAUAAAGUCAUGCCAAAAAGAGCAAAUGGAGUAUCUGAGAUACACGCUAAAAAUAAAACUUGCAAAAGAGCAUAAACAAAUUUUUAGUGAGAUUCAUUCUCAAUUUCUACCCAAUAAAGUAAAGACAACUGAUUAUAUACAAUAAAAUUGAAUAUCUUAGCUCCAUCAUAUUCAAAGAAUAAAUUCCUAUAUAUUUAAUUAUUAUUGACUAAAUUUCUAAGUCACAUACUUCUUCAUAUGCCUGCAUAACAGGAGCCUGCCAAUACCACUGAAAGUAUUUUGUCAUUUCAUUGCUCUGCUGAGCAAGUCUUGUCUGUAUCAACAGUUCUUAAUUCCGUUCAGUGGCUAUAUGAGUUUUUGGUGACUGCCCUCCAUACAAAACCACUAGGAUAAAAAAA